This is a messenger RNA of Eurytemora carolleeae, 1758 nucleotides long. RefSeq names its product serine/arginine repetitive matrix protein 1. NCBI's taxonomy places the organism in Eukaryota, Metazoa, Arthropoda, Copepoda, Calanoida, Temoridae. The record is from RefSeq and is a predicted model, not a curated record.
UGUAAAAAAUAAAAAAAUAAUAUUUAGGUUUCUCUGAGUUCUAACUUCAGUAAGCCUGUUAUACACGUGGUGAACCCAGCGGAUAUGGUUUAUGAUGUUUUCUCUAAUAUUAGUUUUUCAUCACCUCUCAGUACUUCAGAAGAACGGAAUUGUGAGGAUUCUACAAGCUUGCAGAGUCGGAAUAUGAAUAGUUUAGAGUCCAACAUAUCUUCUCUCAAUAUCGGUGAACGAAUUCCAACCUAUUCUGAGACCAACUCUGAGGCAGAUGAUGAAGUUUAUGAAAAUAUUGACGAAAUCCGCCAAAAGUUAGAAAAAAAUACUUGCACACUUGCACCGGAACCACCACCACGAAACUCGAUCCUAAAACCGGAAGUAGAAUGUAGACCGGAAGUAGAGGAGAAUGUGUACAGUGAAUGUUCGGUUCCCGGAAGAUCUGUUUUUGUAAACGACGAGCAGACACUAUUCGAUAGAUUGCUACGAGAGCCCAGCUGCGGGUAUUCUAAAGGACUGGCGGAUGAUAAAGUGGAUCUGGGUGCAAGACCAAAAUCCUCCAAAACUAUUGACAUCAGAACGACAGUACACAAGUGGUACGAGGAGGCAGUUGAAGAAGUAGAGAGGGAUUUAUCCCUUGAUAUUCAGCAUCUAGAAAAGAAUGAUAUGAAGAAGCCAAGUCCUGUGAAAAAGUCAAAUUAUGAAUAUGUAUUCCUGGCAACAACUGGUAAAAUAGACGGGGAUAGAAUAGUUCCUCCACCUUCAAACCAACUCCUUAGAGAUUUUGAUCCCUGCUUCGGAGAUGACUUAACUGAACCUGAUGAAAACCCUGAUACAGAGGAUACUGCUAACUUCAAAUCUAUUGACAACAAUUCAGCAUUGGAAACUGAUGCUAGGUCUCGAUCUAAUUCAGACGGUUUAGAACCUGCUGAAGCUAAAGCAGCUGAAGCAAAAUAUAAAGAUAAAAAUUAUAGUCCCAAAAAGAGCUUUUCCCCCAAAACCAAAUUUCCCAUAGGUUCCCCCAAAAAAAUUAACUUUGGACCUCCCAAACCACCAAGAAGUUUUGAUUGUGCUUCAGGAGAAGUAUUGAAAAAAGAUCAACAGUCAAGGAGUGCAAAAGAUCUCUUUAGCAUAACAUCUAAACGAAAGCAAAAUAAAGAUGACUCAAAUGACGACAUAGAUGAACUAAAAUCUGAAAUGAAAAAGAAAGCUGAAAAGACAAGCGAAGACAACCUUUAUGUAACUCUUCCAGUUCGAGGGAAAUGUAGUUCUCCUGGAUCAAAUGUAAACAUCCCAUCUCCGACCUCUGCCCCACCUACUCUUCCUCCCUCUACUCCCUCGCCUCCUCCACUACCUGCCUCCAGUCCUCCAUCAGCUUCUAAGCCUAAGCAAACAAUGUAUGAGAAUGUUUGGAUUGAGCGAGGUUCCCCGAUUAUAGCUCAGGAUAGAGACUCCACUACUCCUUCAAUACCUAGAGAAGAAAAGAAGGACUCCUCUACUCCUCCAAUACCUAGAGAAGAAAGGAAGGUCUCCUCUACUCCUCCAAUACCUAGAGAAGUAAGAAAGGUGUCCACUACUCCUCCAAUACCUAGAGAAGUAAGAAAGGACUCCUUUACUUCUUCAAUCCCUGGAGAAGGAAGAACAAUGAAUCCAUCCACUCCUCCAUCAGUGCCUCCAAGGGCUGGACGCAAAGGUGGAUUACAUAGAAAAUCCGACUCCCUGGAUUCAGGUUCUAGUUCUACUACUACAGAUUCAAACCAAUCAAAG